Molecule: messenger RNA, 1421 nt
Organism: Salvia splendens (bonfire salvia)
Lineage: Eukaryota; Viridiplantae; Streptophyta; Magnoliopsida; Lamiales; Lamiaceae
Product: ethylene-responsive transcription factor SHINE 2-like
Exons: 3
Coding region: 294-1088 (264 amino acids)
Biological process (GO): regulation of DNA-templated transcription
Molecular function (GO): DNA-binding transcription factor activity; DNA binding
Source: RefSeq, a predicted model, not a curated record
AACAAUUUCAUCCAUCAGAUAAUUGAGAACAACUUUAAAUUUAAUGGUCAUUUUAAAAUUGCAGGACAAACUAGAAUUACGCCGAAUUUCAUGAUUUUUUUGGGGUAUUUGUCGUAUUUAAUUUACCCACAUUAAAAGCACAUCUCUAUCUGUUUCUGACCGGCCCUCCUCAAAAAAAGGGUGACAUGUCAUUUACUGGAGCACAACACUCUCUUUCAAAGACCUAAAGGUAGCAAGAAAGAGAAGUGAUCAUGUUCUUGCAAGACCAUUGGAGUAAUUAAAACAAAGUAGUUAUGAAUCUCUCAUGGUUUGGUGGAAGACUUUAUUGCAACCACAAAAAAAAACUAAGUACUUUGCCACUUUCUUCCUACACUUUCCACCACCGACACCUCCCAUUUAAACACCCUCUCCUUAUACUCAAUCUUCACUUACCCAACUUAUGCAUCUCUUUCUCUCUCUCAGUAAUUAACAACCUACCUGGGAGAAUCAUGGUACAACCAAACAAGUUCAGAGGUGUCAGGCAGCGGCAAUGGGGCUCGUGGGUGUCAGAGAUCCGCCACCCUCUGCUGAAGAAGAGGAUAUGGCUGGGGACUUUCGAGACAGCAGAGGCCGCAGCAAGGGCGUAUGAUCAAGCAGCCAUUUUGAUGAACGGCCACAAUGCCAAGACAAACUUUCCAGCCACGAGCAACACCCCCGAGCAAAACACAAAUGCGCCUACGUCUCAGGCGGCCACACUGUCGGAGAUGCUGGCAGCCAAGCUGAAGAAAUGCUGCAAGAAUCCGGCUCCUUCCAUCACCUGUUUGAGGAUCGACAACGACAACUCCAACAUCGGGGUGUGGCAGAAGCGGGCAGGGAGGGGCUCAGGCAGCCAGUGGGUGAUGAAGGUCGAGCUCAAGAAGACGAUGAUGCCGUGCCAGAGCUCCUCCUCGUCCCAGUCAUCAUGGUCGACUUCAUCCGAGGUCGACGAGGUCAGCGACGCAAUGGAUGAGGAGAACAGAGUGGCGUUGCAGAUGGUCGAAGAGCUGCUGUAUUGGAAUGGCUCAACACCUGCACUUUCAAAUGAGCAAAAUGAAGGCGAAGACAAAUAAUCUUGGGAAACAGAGUGUUAAACCACGAAACCGAUGCAAACGAGCUGAUGCUACUGCAGUGGAGCUCAAGUAAAACCAGACGAGAAAUGUGGGAUUUUGAUGUGAAAUCUCGUGAUAAAUCGAGGUUUUUCAAAGUAGUCAUGUGAUGAGUUAGGUGGCGACGAACAAAUACAAGAAAAUGUUUACAGCGCUGAAAUGAAGCCACCUUAAUCAGUAAAAAGAAAGGCACAUUUCUAACAAUCAGUAACUGUUUAUCAAACCAUGAGAACUCAAGAAUUGAGUUUUGUUGAAUGAUCAUUAUAUUGAUCAAGCAAUUCAGAUUGUCAAACAGUA